UGGGUUGCAAGCUAUGGGGGAUAGGCUGAUCAGACAGCAAGUGUGAAAAAUCGGGAUGGGGUGCGGGGUAGUAGGUGCCUGUAUAAGAUAAAGCCCCAAAUACCGGGACUGUCCCUAUAAAAUCGGGACAUCUGGUCACCCUAAUGGGGGAUUACAGGGGGUGGGGGUGGGAUGCAGAGUGUGUGUGUGUGAGGGUUACAGGGGGGUGGGAUGCAGAUAUGGAUGCAGGGUAGGUUACAGGGGAAGAUGCAGGGUAUGGGUGGGGGAUGACAGGAGGCAGGGUAUGGGUGUGUGUGUGGGAGGGUUACGGGGGUCGGAUGCAGGCUAUGGGUGCAGGGGGGGUUAUGGGGGAGGAUUCAGGGUAUGGGUGGGGAGGAAUUACGGGGUGGGAUGCAGGAUAUGGGCGGGGGGAGGUUACAGAGGGUGGGGUGCAGGGUAUGGGUGGGGGUUACUGGGGGUGGGAUGCAGGGUAUGGGUGUGUGUGCGAGGGUUGCAGGGGGUGGAAUCGGGGUGGGAGGUUACUGGGGCUGGGAUGCAGGGGAUGUAUGGGGGGCAGUUAAAGGGAGGAGGGGGUUGUGUGAAGAGUCCUACUGCAGGAUGUGUGCGAAUCCACAACAUGGGAGCAGAUGCGGGCUGGUGUAGCCAGUGACAUUUAGUUUCACCAGCCACUGCCCUCUGGGUGCCUCCUGGGGUCUGGAUCUGCCAGCUGCUACCUGUUGCGAAUAUCUGCCAUGUAGCCCUGUUGCUUGGCUGGAUGCUGCUGGUCCAGGGCCUAUGCUGGGAGGUGUAGUCCACACCUCGCAACCUGUUACUUUACUUCUGGGUUUUGUGGCUUUGUAUAGAAACCCAGUCUUGCUUGCCCUUACUUCUGGGCUGUUCUGUAGCUGGCAGUGUGGCAGCAACUCUUGGGUAGUUUUACAACAGCUAUGUAAAAAGAACUAGCAAAGUCAGUGCAACUAAAAUUUCAUACAGUGACUUAUGUAUGCUGCUCUCUAUAUAUUGUGCACUGAAACAUGAUCCAGAAAUCCAAGAGGAAAUUCGCAGAAAAGAUGACAAACUUCUCGCCUUAUUAAAAGAGAUUUAUGUUGAUUCCAGAGAUCCACCUGUGCAAGUAAAAGAUGAAGGUGGAAUUAUCCCAAGUAAACAGCAGGAAUACAGACUUACAAAACUUGGUCAUUUAAGAGAUCAAGAUAUUCCAAGCAUUCCUAAAGGCAAAAUUUCUAUAGUGGAGGUUCUGACUCUUCUCAAUAAUCAUAAACUUUCUCCACAAACAUGGACUGCAGAGAAAAUAGCAAAGGAGUACAGUAUAGACUUGAAGGAGGUCACCUCUCUCUUAGAAUUCUUCAUACCUUUUGCUGUGGAGAUCUUUCCUCCCAAAGACAGAAAAGUUUUAUAACCUUCCUAAAGUGAUUGCUGAAAUCUUGGUUGAUCCACUGGUGUCUUCAUUUGACACUUCUCAUACACUGUUUGUGUGGGAAUUUGGUCUCAUGCUCUUAAAGGUUGCCCUCUUGUAGCAAAAAAAUGCUUUAUUUAAAUGACUGCAUUCUCUGUGUGACUGCUGCAUGUGAAAAUAAUGUAUUUGAUAUAUUCUGGUUCAUAACCUGUCUCAUUUAAGCCAAAUAAGGAGACAAUCAGUGAAAUCUGUUCAGGAUAAUAAAUGAUCCACUUAAAUUGU
Molecule: messenger RNA, 1675 nt
Organism: Gopherus flavomarginatus (Mexican gopher tortoise)
Lineage: Eukaryota; Metazoa; Chordata; Testudines; Testudinidae
Gene: NDUFAF4
Product: NADH:ubiquinone oxidoreductase complex assembly factor 4
Exons: 3
Coding region: 983-1396 (137 amino acids)
Biological process (GO): mitochondrial respiratory chain complex I assembly
Cellular component (GO): mitochondrion
Source: RefSeq, a predicted model, not a curated record